UGCCGGUUCGCACGUCCAUCGUCUACUCACCAACAAGAAGUCAUGUCGACUGAGCUACUGCAGAGCUACUACGCGUGGGCCAACGCCACGGAGGCCAAGCUGCUGGACUGGGUCGACCCUGAGGGCGGCUGGAAGGUGCAUCCUAUGGCAGACUACCCCCUAGCCAACUUCUCCAGCGUCUACGCCAUCUGCGUCGGAUACUUGCUCUUCGUAAUCUUCGGCACGGCCCUGAUGAAAAUGGGAGUCCCCGCCAUCAAGACCAGUCCAUUACAGUUUGUGUACAACCCCAUCCAAGUCAUUGCCUGCUCUUAUAUGUGCGUGGAGGCCGCCAUCCAGGCCUACCGCAACGGCUACACCGCCGCCCCGUGCAACGCCUUUAAGUCCGACGACCCCGUCAUGGGCAACGUUCUGUACCUCUUCUAUCUCUCCAAGAUGCUCGACCUGUGCGACACAGUCUUCAUUAUCCUAGGAAAGAAGUGGAAACAGCUUUCCAUCUUGCACGUGUACCACCACCUUACCGUGCUUUUCGUCUACUAUGUGACGUUCCGCGCCGCUCAGGACGGGGACUCAUAUGCUACCAUCGUGCUCAACGGCUUCGUGCACACCAUCAUGUACACUUACUACUUCGUCAGCGCCCACACGCGCAACAUUUGGUGGAAGAAGUACCUCACGCGCAUUCAGCUUAUCCAGUUCGUGACCAUGAACGUGCAGGGCUACCUGACCUACUCUCGACAGUGCCCAGGCAUGCCUCCUAAGGUGCCGCUCAUGUACCUUGUGUACGUGCAGUCACUCUUCUGGCUCUUCAUGAAUUUCUACAUUCGCGCGUACGUGUUCGGCCCCAAGAAACCGGCCGUGGAGGAAUCGAAGAAGAAGUUGUAACGGCGCUUGUUAAAAAGUCUAACCUCGCUGUAACAGCUUAAAACACACACACACACAACGCUUUGUAGAGGAGGUAAGUAGUGGCAACUCGUGUAGAAAUGCAGCAUGCCCAUCAAAUACAUCCCGUAUGAUUCAUACUACUA
Phytophthora infestans T30-4 is the source of this 1022-nucleotide messenger RNA. RefSeq names its product elongation of very long chain fatty acids protein, putative. The transcript is spliced from 2 exons. Gene Ontology annotation, biological process: sphingolipid biosynthetic process; fatty acid elongation, monounsaturated fatty acid; fatty acid elongation, polyunsaturated fatty acid. The record is from RefSeq and is a predicted model, not a curated record. Bases 43 to 879 code for a protein of 278 amino acids. NCBI's taxonomy places the organism in Eukaryota, Oomycota, Peronosporomycetes, Peronosporales, Peronosporaceae. Gene Ontology annotation, cellular component: endoplasmic reticulum membrane. Gene Ontology annotation, molecular function: fatty acid elongase activity.